Tribolium madens (black flour beetle) is the source of this 2146-nucleotide messenger RNA. Its product is annotated as pair-rule protein odd-paired-like. The transcript has 3 exons. Bases 337 to 1503 code for a protein of 388 amino acids. Gene Ontology annotation, molecular function: RNA polymerase II cis-regulatory region sequence-specific DNA binding; DNA-binding transcription factor activity, RNA polymerase II-specific. The record is from RefSeq and is a predicted model, not a curated record. Gene Ontology annotation, biological process: regulation of transcription by RNA polymerase II. Lineage: Eukaryota; Metazoa; Arthropoda; Insecta; Coleoptera; Tenebrionidae.
AAGGUCGUUGGUUGGUGUCUUGUCUAUUGUUUUAUUUAUUUUUUUUGAGACGUUUUUCUAAAAUGUUGAAACUCUUUUAUAAAUUUGUGUGGAAUAAUGAUUGUGAAAAUUCGGUAAUUGGUGUAUCGUGGCUGUAGAAAUCCCUCUUUUCGUUGAGGUUAAUUGCAAAUUUACAGUUGUUCGUUAGUGAUGUUGUUUAGUUGUGUUGGCUCUCCUGUUGUUUCCCUCCAAUUUGGCGCGCCAUCUUCAGUGUAAUAAAUGGAAGUCAGGUUUGUUUUGGUUGGCGUUGUGCUGUUGGAAAAAUCGUAAAAAUAGUGACUUAAAACUGUCUAAAUUAUGUUUCGUACUCCUAAACGUGGUAAAUUAACAAAUAGUAGUGAUGAUCAUGUGAAUAUAACACCGCCGAAUAGAGUAUUGAAGCCUAAAAUAUUAAAUUCCUUGGACAAAGGACCGGUUAACGGUAGCUCUAGUCCAGGAACAGAAAAUUCAGUUCUUUCGCCUGGCGAAACUAGGAGAGGCCGUCCGAGGGCCGAAAUGUUAAAUACUCUUAUUCUAGAAGGAUCUACCUCUCCGAGUUCUAUAAAAUGUACGUAUUGUAACCGAGUUUUUCCUCGGGAAAAGUCUCUACAAGCACACCUAAGAACCCACACUGGUGAAAGGCCCUAUGAAUGCGAUUAUCCGCGAUGCACAAGAAAAUUUGCACAAUCGGGACAAUUAAAAACACACCAAAGAUUACACACAGGUGAAAAACCCUUCAUAUGUUCCUCUCCCAAUUGUGACAAACGCUUCACUCACGCCAACCGACAUUGCCCUGAACAUCCUGAUAAACAAUUAAAACGGUUUACUUCACCUGGAAGCAGCUUUGAGAAGAAAUUUGAUGAAGGUCACAACGCUGAGGUCAAGCAGUGGCUAAUGAAACUGGAAAAACGCAAUAAUAAGAGGCCAAGCAGCUUAGAUAGCCUCGAGACUACACCAAAAAAAUCGCGGAUUAAACGUGAAGUCUCAUCAUCUUACAAAAAUAUUUCAGAGUCAACUUACAGCCUAUCAAAUGACGGAAUUGAAAACUCUCCGAAAUCAGAAAUUGAUGACAAUAUUUCAGUAAAUUCAGAAAACUUUGAAAAUGGACACGAUCUAGUCUCACCACCUAGAUCCUCACUCCACAAUUUUGAGCUGCCAAAAGGGCCGAAAAAACGAUGGUUGCAAGCCGUUCAAGACCAGAAAAUGUUUGACUCUACUCAAGAACUCGCUAGGCCAAUCAAUUGGGGUGAAGACGGCCCGAGUUCAGAUGGUGAUGAAGUUAAAAUUGAACCAAUCACUCUUGCCGAGUAUGGGGCCAAUGAACCGAAAAUUGUUAUGGAGAAUCAAAAACGUCCAACUGUUUUGGUUUGUGUUCAAGGGGGCAAAAGCAAACAAAUUACCAGUGAUGAUAUGCAAGGUGCUAUAGCUUUGGUUGAGUUGAAAAAUGGACAAAAAAGUUGUGUUAACUAUAACUACAGACUCUAAACAUAUGUUAUAUUUUUUAAAUGAUAUUUGUAUGUGAUACAUUGUUCAAAUAUUUGUCUUUAUUUUUCAGUUUUUUACGAUUUGGGCUGAUCUUUAAGGUCGCAGUUUUCUGUUUAUGCUUAGGCUCUGAAGUUAAGGAUAUCAGGUUACAAGAAUUACUUUUUAUUUUAUUUGUUAUGUAUGUUAUUGUGUUCAUGUUCAUUACUUACGUAUUAUGUUUUAUCAUGUUGCACAGUAAUUUUAAGAAAUGCACAUUUUAGCACACGUUUUAAUUUAGUACAAUUGACAGGUUUUGAUCAGUCAGUACAAAGACAUGAUUAUUUCAAUUCUAAUAAUCCAAAGAGUUUUUGUAUUAGCAUCAUUGUAUGCGUAUCUUGGGACUUUUCUAUUGUCACAUCAGACAAAUAUGUGUGUUUCAACUGAAUUCUAUUUAUUUCAUAGCGAAAAAUAAUUACGUAAAAUAACACUGGCGAUAGAAAGGUCACGUGGCAUAGUUUAGUUUCAAUCCUUAACUUGAAAGUAUCAUUAUUUAUACCUAAAUUUAAUGUAUAUGUGAUGUGUUUUUAUCUAAAGUUAUCUUUAUAUUGUAAGUAUUUAUUAAUGAUUUAGGUAAUAUAAUACCACUUAUAAUAAAUAAAAAGUA